AUACCCCAGGCUUUGGCGCGAGUUAGCUAUGCGCUAGCACAGACCAGUUGUUUAAAUCAGUACACAAGCGAACGUAGAACGGACAAUACUUAGAGCGAAAUUUUUAUUUUUUUUUAUUUUUGUUGUAUUCUAAAUUCGUAAAGCAGAAAUAUGCAAAUAUAUUCAUGUAUUUUCAGUGUUAUUGGGCACUCUAGAAAAGUAAAUGCGAAGCGUAAUAUCUCGAAAUUGGCCGCUUAUCAGUUGCAAGUGUGUAAACGAAGCUACUCGGAACUAGCUUAUUUCCAUCAAACAGGUAAGGAGCCACUACGUUACAGCACACUGGGCGCGGAGGUACAAAGGGCCGCUGCGAAAUAUGGAGAUCGGCCUGCGCUCAUUUCGUGCUACGAGAACAAGCGUUACACCUUUGAAGAGCUCAAGUUUGAAGCUGAAAAGCUGGCGGUGAAACUGCAAGAACUGGGCAUGCAGCGCGAGGAUGUUGUGGGUCUCUGGAUCACGAACAAGACGCAAUGGUACAUUGGUUAUUUGGCCUCACAGCUGGGCGGAUUUGUGACCGCUUGUAUAAAUCCAGCGCUGCAGGCGCAGGAACUCAGCUAUGCGUUGAAGAAGGCCAAAGUUAAAACGCUAAUAACUACGGAAAAAUGCGGCAAACAGAACUUUUAUGAAAUCUUGAAAAGUAUAUUACCAACUGCAAGUGCCAAGGGAUCUCUUGCCAUUGAUGACAUAGAAUUUCCAUAUUUACGACACGUUCUCAUAGAUACCGAAUCCUCAUUGGGAGAGUUCAUAAAUUGGGCUGAAUUGCUGAGUCAAACGUCUUCAACGCAAGCUAAACUCAUCGAAGAGUUGAAUGAAAAUGUGAAAAAUAUUCGACCGGAGAGCGCGAGUAGCAUACAAUUCACUUCGGGCACCACCGGUCUACCCAAGUUAGCGGUGCUGAGUAACUUCAGUUUUGUCAAUCAAGGCUACUAUUUUGGACGCUCCCUCAAGAUACACAACGCUCACAAGUAUAUAUGUAUGACAUUGCCUAUGUUCCACGUCUUCGGUUUGACCGUGUUGAACGCGGCCAUAAGUCAUGGCGCUACAAUAGUGCUUCCCAGUCCUACAUUCAAUAGUGUGGCGGCACUGGAGAGUGUGGCUAAGGAGGGUUGCAACCUCAUAUCGGGCACGCCAACGAUGUAUGUAGAUAUGUUGGAAAAGCAGAAGGUCUUGAAGAAAGCGGUACACACAUUAGAGCUCGGUGUUGUGGGUGGCGCGGCUUGUUCACCCGAGGUCUAUGCGCAAACAAAAAAUAUAUUAAACUUGAAUUACUUCUUGAUCGGCUAUGGCAUGUCAGAAGGAAGUGCCGCAUUCUUCAUGCAAGAGGGCACAGAGAGCUUGGAGGAAGCGUGUCAAACUGUGGGACGCUUGUACGAUCAUGUUGAGGCGAAAGUCAUCGAUGAUAAAGGAGAGGUUGUGAAGUUGGGAGAGGCGGGUGAAUUAUGUAUUCGUGGCUACUUAGUAAUGACGGAAUAUAAAGACGAUGAGGACAAAACCAAAGAAACACUGGAUAAGCACGGCUGGCUGAAAACAGGUGACAAAUUCAUACUACAAGCUAACGGUGUUGGGCGUAUUGUUGGACGUAAGAAGGAUAUUAUAAUUCGUGGUGGUGAAAACAUAUAUCCAAAAGAGAUCGAAGACUUUCUGGACACACAUGAGGACAUCGUAGAAGCGCAGAUAAUUGGUGUGCCCGAUGAACGUAUGGGUGAGGAGAUUUGCGCAUAUCUACGCUUGCGCUCUGGCGCAAAUACACUCACCGAGGAGGAUGUGAAGAAAUUCUGUAGCGGUAAAAUAGCGCACUUCAAAGUGCCGCGCUAUAUACGAUUCGUGGAAGAAUAUCCGAAAACCACUUCGGGAAAAAUCAAAAAGUUCGAACUGCAGGAGUGGUUCAAAAAGGAAUCGGAGAGUUAGAAUAGAACGUAUUCGAGAAUGCAUACCAAAGAAUACAGGUUAUUGACAUUUCUAUUGUAUCUUCACUGACUGGUGGUAGUUUUUGUGUUUUUUUAUUUACAUGAAUAGUGUUU
Zeugodacus cucurbitae (melon fly) is the source of this 2057-nucleotide messenger RNA. Its product is annotated as medium-chain acyl-CoA ligase ACSF2, mitochondrial. NCBI's taxonomy places the organism in Eukaryota, Metazoa, Arthropoda, Insecta, Diptera, Tephritidae. Gene Ontology annotation, molecular function: medium-chain fatty acid-CoA ligase activity. The record is from RefSeq and is a predicted model, not a curated record. The transcript has 4 exons. Gene Ontology annotation, biological process: fatty acid metabolic process. Bases 151 to 1944 code for a protein of 597 amino acids.